AUGGACAACAAGACCUUCGUCUCCGACUCUCUCAUCCGCUUGACCGGUGCGUCAGACUCAAUCGCCGUGGACUUCGUUCUCGCCGAAGCCAGCUCCGCCAAAUCUGCCUCCUCGCUACAAGACAAGCUCGUCUCCUUCCUCGAUGGCAACGCCGAUGACAUUGCCGCGUUCUGCGGCCAGCUUUAUUCUCGCGUAGGCAAGGGUGGCAGUAAGCCCAGCGCCUCGAGUUCGCGACCCGCCGCCCCGAAGGAAUCGACCAAGAAGAAAUAUGCUCUGGUGGACAUGAGCGAAGACCCCGUGGAUUCUGCCGGUUCACUAGGACCAGUCAAUGUCGAGGCCGAGCGUGACCGGCGACGACGUCGAGAGAAGGAGAGAUACAGUGAUCGUGAUCGUGAUCGCGAUCGUGGCCGAAGCAAGAUGGACUCAGAAGCUCGUGAUCGCUGGGAGAAGGACGAUAGCCGGAAACGAGAUCGCAGUCGCGAUGCCGAGAGUCGAGAUCGUCCGCGGACAAAAAAACUGCGCAGAAAGGAUUUGCAAGAUUUUGAGGAUCGAUGGGGCGAUGAAGAAAUCCCGGAAGACGAACUGUACGAUGAUGCCGACCAGGACGAAUUUGAAGAUCCGCCUUCCAAACGAACUAGGCUUGAAGACGGAUCUGCCUCUCCGCGCUCUGUUUCCCCGGCCGACGAUCUCGACCCUCAAACCAAGCAAGAACUUGAACGCCAGAAGGAUCUCCGCGAGCGUGACGAGCUCGCCAAGCGAUUGGCCAGCAAGGAUGACAACAAAUCUAAAAAGAUUGUGGAGGAUCGUACGAGGGAUGGCGAAGCUGCCCGUCGCCGCGCACUGGCCGAUGAUGUCGGUGCGCGGGCCUCCGUGAUGCCUGACCUACGAAUGCGCUCUCGGCAGGACUACCUACAGAAACGAGAGAUGGAGCGCCUAGUAAUCCUAAGAGGUCAAGUUGCUGACGAGGCCGCGGAACUGCGAGAGAACCCGAACUUGACCCGUGGAGAGAAGGAGCAAUUCGCUCGGAACCGAGAAGUUCUUCGCCUCGCUGAAGAACGACUUCGCAUUGAUGAUCACCGCGAUGGCUACAUUAUGCCAGAGGACUACAUCACCGAAAAGGGAAAAAUCGAUCGCAAGAAGAAAGAGGACGCGCUUUACAAGCGAUAUGUCGAACGCGACGAGACUGGCCAGGAAAAGUUCGUCACCGAGCACGAGGAAUGGGAGCAGGAGCAAUCUGCCAAGGCCAAGGCGCAAAUCCAGAAGCCUGAGUAUUUCAACGAGGGCGACUACGAGUAUGUUUUUGAUGAUUCGCAACAAAUUAACUUCAUCACGGAUGCGAAGAUGGACGGUGCUCAAAAGCCAAUGACUGCAGAGCAGCUUCGAUUCAAGGCACAGAUCGACCAGGCUGAAAAGCAGGCUGCCACGAUGGAAGAGACUCGGAAGAGUCUGCCGAUCUAUCAAUUCCGCGACCAAAUCAUUGAAGCUGUUCACAACCAUCAAGUCUUGAUUAUCGUCGGUGAGACCGGUUCCGGAAAGACCACUCAAAUUCCCCAGUAUCUCCACGAAGCCGGAUAUACCAAGGACGGUAUGAAGAUCGGUUGUACACAGCCACGACGAGUAGCGGCCAUGAGUGUCGCUGCCCGUGUUGCGGAGGAGAUGGGGACCAAGAUUGGAAAUGAGGUCGGAUAUGCGAUUCGUUUCGAAGACAACACCAGCGACAAGACCAUUCUCAAGUACAUGACCGAUGGUAUGCUUCUUCGAGAACUUUUGACCGAGCCAGACCUGGGACAAUACUCAGCCUUGAUGAUUGACGAGGCUCACGAGCGGACCGUUCCCACGGAUAUUGCUUGUGGUCUUCUCAAGGAUAUUGCGAAAGCACGACCGGAUUUGAAGUUGUUGAUUUCGUCUGCCACCAUGGACGCGCAGAAGUUCCAGAAGUAUUUUGACGAUGCCCCCAUUUUCAAUAUCCCCGGCCGACGAUACCCGGUCGACGUACACUACACUUCGCAACCCGAGGCCAACUACCUAGCUGCUGCUAUUACGACCGUCUUCCAGAUUCAUGUCACACAGGGCCCAGGUGAUAUUCUUGUGUUCCUGACAGGCCAAGAGGAGAUUGAAGCAGCAGAACAGAGCUUACAAGAAACCGCUCGAAAGCUAGGUGGUAAAAUGCCAGAGCUGAUCAUUUGCCCCAUCUACGCCAAUCUGCCAUCGGAAUUGCAAACGAAGAUUUUCGAGCCCACUCCCCCGAAAGCUCGGAAAGUGGUGCUUGCGACAAAUAUUGCCGAGACUAGUUUGACAAUUGACGGUAUUGUCUACGUGAUCGAUCCUGGAUUCGUCAAGGAGAAUGUCUUCAAUCCGCGUACUGGCAUGGAGAGCUUGGUGGUGACACCGUGCUCACGCGCUUCUGCUAACCAGCGAGCUGGACGUGCGGGACGUGUUGGUCCCGGUAAAUGUUUCCGGCUCUACACUAAAUGGGCCUACUACAACGAAUUGAUGGAGAACACUGUUCCCGAGAUCCAGCGGACCAACCUCAACAGCGUGAUCUUGAUGCUGAAAUCAUUAGGCAUUGAUCAACUUCUCGACUUCGAUUUCAUGGAUCCUCCACCUGCCGAGACCAUUAUUCGUGCAUUGGAGCAACUGUACGCACUCGGUGCCCUGAACGACCGCGGCGAGUUGACCAAGGUCGGCCGACAAAUGGCCGAGUUCCCUACCGACCCUAUGCUAGCGAAGGCGAUCCUUGCCGCUGAUAAAUACGGCUGCGUAGAGGAAGUCCUCUCCAUCGUUUCCAUGCUGGGUGAAGGCAGCGCGCUGUUCUUCCGACCAAAGGACAAGAAGAUUCACGCGGACAGCGCCCGCAACCGAUUCACCGUCAAGGAAGGCGGCGACCACCUCACCCUUCUGAACGUCUGGAACCAAUGGGUAGACUCGGACUUCAGUUUCAUCUGGGCGAAGGAGAACUUCCUGCAACAGCGCAGUCUCACGCGUGCGCGUGAUGUCCGCGAUCAACUGGCCAAAUUGUGCGAUCGUGUCGAGGUCACUGUCAGUACAUGCGGUGCGCACAAUAUAAUUCCUAUCCAAAAGGCCAUCACAGCUGGAUUCUUCCCCAACGCGGCACGAUUGCAGCGCGGCGGUGAUAGUUACCGCACGAUCAAGACUGGACAAGGUGUUUAUUUGCACCCGUCUAGCACGCUGUUCGAGGUUAACCCACGAUGGGUGAUUUACUUCGAGCUCGUCUUGACCAGCAAGGAGUACAUGCGCAGCAACAUGCCUCUCCAAGCCGAAUGGCUUAUGGAGGUCGCGCCUCAUUUCUACAAGAAGAAGGAUUUGGAGACCUUGGGACUGGAGAAGAAAAUGCCGAAGGGAGCUGGAGCAAGUGGCGAGCAGAGCAAGGCGUGA
Molecule: messenger RNA, 3396 nt
Organism: Penicillium argentinense
Lineage: Eukaryota; Fungi; Ascomycota; Eurotiomycetes; Eurotiales; Aspergillaceae
Product: putative mRNA splicing factor RNA helicase (Cdc28)
Exons: 1
Coding region: 1-3396 (1131 amino acids)
Cellular component (GO): catalytic step 2 spliceosome; intracellular anatomical structure
Molecular function (GO): ATP binding; RNA binding
Source: RefSeq, a predicted model, not a curated record